GACGGCGACGCGGCUCGGAUCCCGGCGGGUCCGCCCUGCGGGGCACCUUCCUCCGAGGAGCCUAGGGCGCCGGGACGCGGGGCUGCACGCCCUCCUGCUGGGGCUGCGCGCGGGGGGCGAGCGGCGGCCGCGAUGUUCAGCUGGCUGCGUUCCGACGACCGCCGGAGUAAGGACCCCGAGGUCUUCCAAACGGUGAGCGAGGGGCUCAAGAAACUCUACAAGAGCAAGCUGCUGCCCCUGGAAGAACAUUACCGUUUCCACGAGUUUCACUCGCCCGCCCUGGAGGAUGCCGAUUUCGACAACAAGCCCAUGGUCCUGGUGGUGGGCCAGUACUCCACUGGGAAGACCACCUUCAUCAGGUACCUGCUGGAACAGGAUUUCCCAGGCAUGAGGAUUGGGCCUGAGCCAACCACGGACUCCUUCAUUGCAGUGAUGCAUGGGGAGGUGGAGGGGAUCAUCCCCGGGAACGCCCUGGUGGUGGAUCCUAAGAAGCCCUUCAGGAAACUGAAUGCCUUUGGCAAUGCCUUCUUGAACAGGUUCGUGUGUGCCCAGCUGCCCAACCCCGUGCUGGAGAGCAUCAGCGUCAUCGACACGCCGGGGAUCCUCUCUGGGGAGAAGCAGAGGAUCAGCCGAGGGUACGACUUUGCGGCCGUCCUCGAGUGGUUCGCCGAGCGGGUCGACCGCAUCAUCCUGCUCUUCGACGCCCACAAGCUGGACAUCUCUGACGAGUUCUCGGAGGUCAUCAAGGCCCUCAAGAACCACGAGGACAAGAUGCGGGUGGUGCUGAACAAGGCCGACCAGAUCGAGACGCAGCAGCUGAUGCGCGUCUACGGGGCCCUCAUGUGGUCCCUGGGGAAGAUCGUGAACACCCCGGAGGUGAUUCGGGUCUACAUCGGCUCCUUCUGGUCCCAGCCCCUUCUCAUCCCUGACAACCGGAAGCUCUUUGAGGCUGAGGAGCAGGACCUGUUCAGAGACAUCCAGAGUCUGCCCCGAAACGCUGCCCUGCGCAAGCUCAACGAUCUCAUCAAGAGAGCUAGGCUGGCCAAGGUUCAUGCCUACAUCAUCAGCUCUCUGAAGAAGGAGAUGCCCUCAGUGUUCGGAAAGGAUACCAAGAAGAAGGAGCUGGUGAACAACCUGGCCGAGAUUUAUGGCCAGAUCGAGCGGGAGCACCAGAUCUCACCUGGGGACUUUCCCAACCUGAAGAGGAUGAAGGACCAGCUGCAGGCCCAGGACUUUACCAAAUUCCAGCCGCUGAAAAGCAAGCUGCUGGAGGUAGUGGACGACAUGCUGGCCCACGAUAUUGCCCAGCUCAUGGUGCUGGUGCGCCAGGAGGAGACGCAGCGGCCCGCCCAGAUGGUGAAGGGCGGAGCGUUCGAGGGCAGCCUGCAUGGCCCCUUUGGGCACGGCUAUGGGGAGGGGGCUGGGGAGGGCAUCGAUGAUGUCGAGUGGGUGGUGGCCAGGGACAAGCCCAUGUAUGAUGAAAUCUUCUACACCCUGUCACCGGUGGACGGCAAGAUCACAGGCGCCAAUGCCAAGAAGGAGAUGGUGCGCUCCAAGCUGCCCAACAGCGUGCUGGGCAAGAUCUGGAAGCUCGCUGACAUCGACAAGGAUGGCAUGCUGGAUGACGAGGAGUUCGCACUGGCCAACCACCUCAUCAAGAUCAAGCUGGAGGGGCAUGAGCUGCCCAAUGAGCUGCCCGCCCACCUCCUGCCCCCGUCCAAAAGGAAAGUCACCGAGUGACCAGGGGUUGGGGGAGGUUCAGAGCAGGCAGGUGUUAGAGGAGAUAGAGGAGGCGAUGGGACACACACAUACACACACACGCACACACACACACUUGCAGAUCUUGAGAACUGCACUGCAGAUGAGAGAGAACAGUGAUCCCCAGGUUUCCAGGCUGAUCUUUGUUUGGACACGUCUCCAGGUUCUCGGCAUGGGUAGAAGCACAGAAGCAUUCCCAGGGUCCCAGGUUUCAAGCCUAGGUCUCCAUCCCUCUUUCCCUCCACUACCUCCCUCCACUACCCAGAGACCUGCCUUCUCCAGUGAAGGCAGUUCACUCGCCCACGGAUGGCCCACCCACCUCCACAUUCCCUGGACCUGGAGCAGAUGGAAAAGGCUUUUCACUUAAUAGGCAAUUCACUUUGUUUUCUGUGCUUGCUCCCCCUCUUUGGCUUCCUAAUAUGAAAUCUGCUCCAGGGCCAGGAGAUGAGAGGGAAGGGGGGCUGCUGCAGGGAGGGGAGGGGAGGGGGGAAACAUCCUUGGGUAACCAGGUCCCAGCCUUGAAGAGCAUGGCCCUGAGCUAUUUUUUCCCAGACUUAGCCUCUGCUGCCUUGGCAAACCUGGCUUUGAACCCUGCUGGCACUUCAUUUGAAAGAAUCCCAGUGAGGGAAGAGACGAGAAAAAAUUGGCAGGAAAGAAACCAAAGAAACUGUCCUGUAAUCCUCUACUCCAAGCCAGGCAAGGUGGCUUUAUUCCACAGAUUGUGUGAGGUUCGUGUUCUUUCCACCUGGCCUCUGAUGUCUGGCGGCUCGUACUCAACUUACAUCUAUCCAGCCCCUCCUGCGUGCCAGGGGCCGUGUUAGGCACUUUAUGUACAUUAUCCACGUGGCCCUCACCACUCCCUAGGGAAGUAUGCCUUAGUCCUCCCAUUUUGCAGAUAAGGAGCCUGAGUCUCAGAGUUUAAGUGACCUUCCCAGCAUCACAGAGGUCACAUGUGAUGGAGAGAGGAUUCAGAGCCAGGGGCUCAGACUCUUCCUCUGCUGUGCUGAUGUGUGCAGGAUCCCUGCACUGCUAGCCAAUGAUGAAUCACGGAGAAAAAACCAAGCACGGAGGCCCCUCACAGCCUCCCAGAGCAGGCUGGUGAGGGAGAAGGGCCAGCCAGCAUUUGGUGGGCCAUCAGUCUGGCCAUCUGUCACACCACAGAAGCAAACUGUGCCUUCUGCCUAUGUUCCCCACGUUCCUAAAAUUGCAGAAGUCCAACAGCGCCAGCGGGAGAGUGGGCCAGCCUGCCGGAUGCUGUUCGGAUGCCUGUCCCUGCUCCGCCUCCCACCCAAUAGCCUGAAUCAUCCCAACUCAAAUGCAGACUCUUAUCAAGUGGGACCUCGUGCUGAUUCUCAGAAGGCCAACUUGAGAGGUCUGAGGUCUUGUUCCCGGCAGGACCCCCAGCGACUCUGCGGUGUCUUUGACAAAUCCCCACCAUUCCCAGUGCCCCACUCCCUCCUUUGUGGUCUCACCCUUGCUUCAUGGCCACUGAAUCAGUCACUUUGUAUGCUAUGCUCCUAACUGUGGUGGAAAACAAAAACAAGUAUAACUUAUUUUAUAUCUAUGUUCAGACUAUAUAGAGAAUAUUCUACGUAUCUAUGAUGUGCUUACUACUGCAGUGCAUUUGUCAUUAGUAUUCAUGUUAAUACAGCACAUUUAUCCUUUGGUA
Messenger RNA from Diceros bicornis minor, 3427 nucleotides. It is a transcript of the gene EHD3, whose product is annotated as EH domain containing 3. Gene Ontology annotation, cellular component: cytoplasm; plasma membrane. Lineage: Eukaryota; Metazoa; Chordata; Mammalia; Perissodactyla; Rhinocerotidae. Gene Ontology annotation, biological process: endosomal transport; endocytosis. Gene Ontology annotation, molecular function: protein binding; GTP binding; calcium ion binding. The transcript has 6 exons. Bases 133 to 1740 code for a protein of 535 amino acids. The record is from RefSeq and is a predicted model, not a curated record.